CUCUAAAAAAACAGGGCGAGCUCAGGGACUCAGGCUGUCGAGGAACAAUAACUACAUAUGUACGUACUACUAGUUACUAGUAGUACAUGUAUGUAGCGCGGUACCUUCCGUGCAACAUCUGUUUAAGUUUUAGUGUAUUUUGUACAAGAACAGGAUCAAAUCCUCCACCUCAAAAUUACCAUCCCCUCCAUAACCUUCAAUGUUCUUGUUCACGUUCUCUACUCACACUUGAAUCUUAAAGACACCAAAGUCUGCUCCUACUCAUCUUGGAUGAUUGAUUGACUUCUACGUUUAUUUAAGCCUGCCCUUAUUUACUUACAAGAUGUAUUUUACCUUUCAUCUUGCGAAUAUGUCAGGUUCUCUGGAUUCGCUGUGAUCAAGAGUCUUUGGUUAGAUCCGCAUCAUCUUGACCAAAUUCACCCACACAUACCAUACCCUUUUCUACCUACAUCACAAACAUCACCCCAUUCCAUCACGUUAUCUACGCCGAGUCACAUUAUCCUGACAUUUCCAUUCUAUUCUGACUAUACAUAAUUGUACAACCCGUAUCCAAUCACAGAACUCGGAAUUUCAUCCUAUUCAGUACAUACAGCACCCACCCAAGUCUGAGCUGGAAAGAAGAAACACCUAUGUCAUACCAGCAUCAUCAGAAGCACGCCAUGCAUUCUGUAUCAUCGCCAAAGGAUUGCAAAGCUAUGGUUCAUCACCAUCACCACGAGGAAGAAAAGCGCGGAUCACUACACUUGGUCUCCAUGAGAACUGAAUCUCCCGAUGUUGUGCUCCGAGAUGCAUACAUCUCGGCCAAAGACAUCGCCGUCGAACGGCCCUUAGCUGUUGCCACUGCUCCGCCAACCAACUUCGCCAUGGUUCUCCCUGGCCUGUACCGCAGCAGCUACCCCAAAGCAGCAGAUUAUCCAUUCAUGAAAUCGCUGAACCUCAAGACCAUUGUUACCCUGGUCGGGGAUGACCUACCUGAUGGCUUCCAGCACUUUAUCACCAACAACGGUAUCAAGCAUGAGAUCUUCGACAUGGUCGGCACCAAGAAAGCAGACAUUCCCAUCAAGACGAUGCAGUCCAUCAUCGCGGUCGUUGGCAAUCGGAAGAACUACCCGCUUCUGGUUCAUUGCAACCAGGGCAAGCACCGGACAGGAUGUGUUGUUGGCGUCAUCCGCAAGGCUAGCGAGUGGGACACAGCCAGCAUCAUCAACGAAUACACCAAAUACGCUGAGCCCAAGGUUCGAGAGAAAGAUGUACAAUAUCUCACCAACUUCAAACUCUGCGAUCUUGCUCUCUCACCAUCAACCUUAAGCCAAGCCCCUUUUGUGCUGCGCACAUUCUACGGCAUGGUGAUGUUGGCGUCCUUCACUCUAUCAUUUUGGGUGUACUCAACUACUCGGCUGUUGAUUCUCACUACUGUAUGACACACAAACACAGUGGUGUCCUAUUACGACAAAGUGGCAUUAGAGAUGGAGAGGUAUAGAAAUGGUUCAGGCAGGUGUCACGGUCUGGUUAUUAGAUUCGGGAAGGAUGGCGACAACGAAAGAAAGCCCGGGCUGGCUAUGAUCCGGCGAACCCAUAUAAAAUUGGAGCAUUAAAUCGCGGCAAGCAUAAAUUACGGCAAUCAUUACACCAAAAAAAGACAAGAUUUGGAGAUGGGAAUGGAAAGAUCACAGCAUGGUGGAAGGUGUGGAAAGAAGAUAUUGGGAGGACGCAUAUCUGACGAGGCAAGGUCGAGCCUGCAUACAACACGGUCGGUCGGUUAGGAGACCAAUCAAGUGCUGAGGUGUCUCCCGGCGUUAAAUCUGGAUUGUUCUUUGUUAAGACGAAUUCUCGAUAUUUCGUUUGUUUUUCUGUCUUUGACUCAUUUUGCAUUGGCUCGCAUCAUACAUCAGAAGACUGCAGACUACGAAAUUGGAAGCAUUUCAGGAGGUUCUCAGGGUUGGAAGUGUCGGUUAAUGGAGGGGGAGGUAGUAAGAAAAUAGGCGAAUGAGAACCACUUCCAAAGACACAAAUUUUUGUUAUGUUUUGUCGAUAUGCAUGGUGCAAGCUUGCGAUUCGUGAUAUCCCUCACAUCUAUCCGUGAAUAUAGAGG
Hypoxylon fragiforme is the source of this 2092-nucleotide messenger RNA. Its product is annotated as tyrosine phosphatase family-domain-containing protein. Lineage: Eukaryota; Fungi; Ascomycota; Sordariomycetes; Xylariales; Hypoxylaceae. The transcript has a single exon. Gene Ontology annotation, cellular component: cytoplasm. Gene Ontology annotation, biological process: protein dephosphorylation. The record is from RefSeq and is a predicted model, not a curated record. Bases 630 to 1421 code for a protein of 263 amino acids. Gene Ontology annotation, molecular function: phosphatase activity; inositol diphosphate tetrakisphosphate diphosphatase activity.